This is a messenger RNA of Bacidia gigantensis, 441 nucleotides long. RefSeq lists its product as uncharacterized. The transcript has 2 exons. Bases 1 to 441 code for a protein of 146 amino acids. The record is from RefSeq and is a predicted model, not a curated record. Lineage: Eukaryota; Fungi; Ascomycota; Lecanoromycetes; Lecanorales; Ramalinaceae. Gene Ontology annotation, cellular component: nucleolus.
AUGCCUGCAGAGGACUACUCAGCCGUCUCAUCCGGCGCUCUGAAGCUCAAAGGCGUCAAUCUAUCCUCCAAAAUACAUAAACAUAAGAAGAAGAGACCAAAGCCUUCUGCACCUGAGUCCAGCACAGCCUCAGAAUCACAGCUUCAAGCAGCCAAAAACCAAAGGCAAGACACCGAAGCAGAGCGAGAGCACAGCCACGAGAGACCAUCCGAGGAUCAAGAUGAUGUUGCGAGAACCGUUCCGGAAGAAAUCGAACGCCUUCGCUCAGGAAAAACGGAAGCCGAGAUAAGGCAUGAGGAAAUUAGGAGGAAGAGACUCAAUGAUCGGCUGAAAAGAGAAGGCACGAAGACGCACAAAGAGCGCGUCGAGGAGCUGAAUAGAUAUCUGAGUAAUCUUAGUGAGCAUCAUGAUAUGCUGCAACUCGAACGGGAAUGCUUUUAG